UUGGCCUUUUCAUCUCGCUCUCUGCUUCUUCCACCUAUUUUACUUUUCUUGUUCUUUACCCUUCCUACUUCCUCUGGCCGAACACACACACACACACACACACACACACACUUUCUCUCUCUUCCGAAAGAAAAAUCGAAGCUUCCUUUCCUUGGCUUUACCAUUGAGCUUUCCACUUGAGUGGAAUGGAAGCUCAAAUUCAGCAGCGGAACAUUGUGGAGGAAGGAGAAAUGUCGUAGAGAUCUCGAAAUUUUGAGAAGGGGAAUUAUGGUAGCUGGAUAUACUCUGUUGCAAAUAUGCGGUUCGUAUAGGAGUUUCCAGGUUCUGUAUUAUUGGUUUUUUUUUCUAGAAGAGGACAGUUUAACCACCUGAAAGUUGGUAGCAGCUAUGCUACCCACUGGAGCAAAGGAUACGCAACUCCGUGAAAGCAACAGCCAGAAGGUUCACCCACAACCCAUGGAAGAGGCCAUGAAUCAGAAUCCAGAAGCCGUGGAAGCGCUGAUAUCAAAGAUUUUUACAAACAUUUCCUCCCUUAAGUCAGCUUACAUUGAGCUUCAAGCAGCUCAUACUCCCUAUGACCCUGACAAAAUCCAAGCAGCCGAUAAACUCGUUAUUUCUGAGCUGAAGAACCUUUCUGAACUAAAGCACUUUUACAGAGAGAACAAUCCCAAACCGGUGUGUGUUUCGCCACAGGAUUCUCGCUUGGCUGCUGAGAUCCAGGAACAACAGAGUCUGCUGAAGACUUAUGAGGUUAUGGUCAAGAAGUUCCAGUCUGAAAUUCAGAAUAAGGAUUCCGAGAUCCUUCAGUUGCAACGGCAAAUUGAGGAGGCGAAUCAAAAGCGAGCAAAGCUGGAGAAGAAUCUAAAGUUUAGGGGGUUGUUGACAAAAGAGUCAGAAGGUUCCGCUAAUGAAAAUGGAUUUUUCCACUUGGAUCUAACUCCUGAGCUUUUCACCUCCUCUGUAGAAGCUACCUUCAAAGCUAUUCAUGAUUUUUCUAAACCAUUGAUCAACAUGAUGAAAGCCGCUGGGUGGGACCUUGAUGCCGCAGCUAACUCAAUUGAACCUAAUGUUGUUUAUGCAAAAAGAGCUCACAAGAAAUAUGCCUUUGAAUCCAAUAUCUGCCAGCAAAUGUUCAGUGGGUUUCAGCAGGAAAGCUUUGGCAUAAAAGCAGAUGACCUCGUGGUCACGAAGGAGAGCUUCUUCAAUCAAUUUCUUGCAUUGAGGGAGAUGGAUCCACUCGACAUGCUUGGUCAAAACCCAGAUUCGAUUUUUGGGAAGUUUUGCCGGAGCAAAUACCUGGUUGUGGUGCACCAGAAAAUGGAGGCUUCUUUUUUUGGAAAUUUGGAUCAAAGGAACUAUGUGAUGGGUGGCGGGCAUCCACGGACUCCCUUUUACCAGGCGUUUCUGAAACUGGCCAAGGCAGUCUGGCUUUUGCACAGGCUGGCUUAUUCUUUUGAUCCCAGUGUCAAGGUCUUCCAGGUUAAGGGAGGGAGCGAGUUUUCAGAGGUUUACAUGGAAAGUGUUGUGAAGAAUUUGAUAACAGACGAAACUGAACAAAAACCGAAGGUCGGACUCAUGGUCAUGCCUGGAUUUUGGAUUGGGGGCAGUGUGAUUCAGAGUAGAGUAUAUCUCUCGGGAAUGAAGGUUGCUGAAUAACUUCCCAGCCUGUGUAAAGAAAACCCAAAUCAGUACUUGGUGUGUCUCUAUUAGUGUAUUGUUCUUUUUUAUGUAACAUGAUGCAGCUGUUCUUGUUGAUUAUUCCUGUUUGUGGGGUUUUGAACGAUUGAUUAAUCUCCUUAAGUCUCUCUUAUCUAGUUUUCUAUC
Morus notabilis is the source of this 1824-nucleotide messenger RNA. Its product is annotated as protein GRAVITROPIC IN THE LIGHT 1. Lineage: Eukaryota; Viridiplantae; Streptophyta; Magnoliopsida; Rosales; Moraceae. Gene Ontology annotation, biological process: negative gravitropism; response to red or far red light. The record is from RefSeq and is a predicted model, not a curated record. Bases 388 to 1656 code for a protein of 422 amino acids. The transcript has 3 exons.